AUGGCUUCCAACUCUGUUGCUGCUUCUCAACCUGCUGGUUCUCAAAGGGUUGCCCGUCGCAAGUCCAGACGCCCGCAACGGGCCACUCCCGCAGCCAGCGAGAGGUCUCACACGGAUACCCCUGAGGGCAAGCGCACCAAGACCCUUGACGAGGACGGCUGUGACGGCGACGUGCUGGUGGAUGGUCUUGGGGCCGCAGGUCUCAUUUAUCCUCUGCAGGCCCGCGACCCGUGGGAUGCCGCGAACAAACCUGGGGAGUCCGACAACAACGUUGGUGGCACAGCUACUCCAGUCGCUCCCGACCCCAACGUUUUCGUGUGCAGAUUCGAGAUGGAAGCUCUGGUGGCGGUUCUUAAGCUCGAUUUCCUGUCCUCUGUCAUCAACACCUCGUCCGCGCUGGCGACCCAGCUGGCGGACAAAACGGCUUCUUGUCUGCGCAAGUUUGCGGCGCAGCAGGAGGCCAAGCAUGAGGAGACUGCUCUUCGUCUUCGGGAGCUCAACCAGAGGCAAACGUCUCUGGAGCAGGCUCAUAGCAAAAUGGCUGCUGAAGUGGAUCGUCUCAAGCACACUCUCCACCUCUGUGAGCAGGCCGCUCCGCAGUCGGACUAUGCCGACGUCGCGGGCUUCGCGCGGGAGCCCAGUCGCACCUGCUUCGUGGCCUCCGCGAAGGCUGCGGUCUCUUCUUCCAGUGUCAAAGAGGCUGUUCUUCCAUGGCUGGAGGCCGCUGGCUUCAAGGAUGACCAGUGGCAGGCGCGCCUGGGCUGGCUUCGACGCACGCCGUCCACGCGCAUAAAGGCCCUCAAGUUGCCCGACGGUGGAGGUUGGCGCAAAUUCGAGACUCGCGAUGCCGAGCCCCAGGUGCAGGAGCUCUUCAUCAGUCUUGUCAAGAAUGGGCAGCAGAUCCGCCGCGAGGCGCCUAGUGAGCUGAAGGCUCCGCUGUCGUUUGCGACGUGGAACGCUCGAGCACUGUUGCACCACGACCUGCGCAUACGGCAGCACAAAAUGAAGUACUUGUCUCAGUUUCUUUCGAAGGGAACGAUCCUGGCGCUGCAAGAGGUCCACGCUACGGAGUUGGAGCUUCAGCAGGACUUGUUCAAGCUCCACAUCCCACACCUGGCUUUCUCUUCUUUCGGUGCGCAGCGAAACACUGGUGGGGUGGCUAUUAUCACACCAUGUUCCCAGAGUGGUGUUCAUCAGCGGGCAAAGUUCUGGCACGAGGAGCUGGUGCCAGGAAGAAUUGAGAGGCUUCGCAUUUCCAGUAUCAGUCACGACACAUGUCCAUCGGUGUCCACAGUCAUCUACAAUGUUCACAAUUAUAACAUAUCGAGACAGCAGGCUCAGUCGCUUCGGCAAAGGGUCGCUCGUGACGUGGCGCUCGCCAACACGGCGCCCGACAG
Messenger RNA from Prorocentrum cordatum, 1397 nucleotides. Lineage: Eukaryota; Dinophyceae; Prorocentrales; Prorocentraceae. The record is from the annotation of a GenBank genome assembly.